AUGACUGAAUAUAUUGAUAACGAAAGCAAAUUUUUAACUCAUUCUUCUCGAAGACCUCCAACAAAGAGUAAAAAGCCAAAUAGGAUUAUGAACAAUAUGACAAGCAGUGGACACAGGAACAUGGCUGGAUUAAUGGUCAGUCAUGGCGCUGAGAUGUCAGAACACGGUGCCAAGCCGCGAUGCACGACCAACACUCGCGAGCGUGACCGGACUCAGAGUGUGAACACAGCUUUCGUAACACUACGGACACUAAUACCCACAGAGCCUGCGGACCGUAAACUGUCAAAGAUCGAGACGCUGCGUUUGGCAGCCAGCUACAUCGCCCACCUGAGCACCGUGCUGCUGGUUGGAGCCGAGUGUUCCCAACAACCUUGCAUCAGACACCAAGCCAUUGCCAGGGGACAUCUGGCGCUCGACACGCCACAGCCUGUGUGCACAUUUUGCAUGAGCGCUGCCAAGCACAAACUG
This is a messenger RNA of Candidula unifasciata, 468 nucleotides long. NCBI's taxonomy places the organism in Eukaryota, Metazoa, Mollusca, Gastropoda, Stylommatophora, Geomitridae. The record is from the annotation of a GenBank genome assembly.